AUGGUUUCCUGUCCGAUAUGCGAGAAAUUCGUGCCGCAGUUGAAGAUUAACGAUCACAUUGAUUCCGGCUGUCAGAGCUUCAUUGAAGAACCCUCCUCCUCUCCCGGGGACGCAUCGUCCUCUCAGAAGGGCCCUGUUCCAAGCAUAUUCCAACCUGCAUCGGCGCGCAAGGCAUCCACACAGCCAGUGAUCGCGAAAGAGUCCCCAUCGCGGGUAAUAGCAACCCCGCGUCCUCUCAACGGCAAGAGAUCAUUCGUCCAGGAGGAAACGCCAGAACGUGGACCGAAGCAAACAAAUGGCGAACCUAAAGAGCCUCAAGCAAAACGCCCCAAGGUCAAUGCUUUCCACAAAGCUGCCCCACUUGCAGAGCGCAUGCGACCCAAGACACUGGAGGAAGUAUGUGGCCAAGAGCUUGUCGGUCCGAACGGCGUCCUGCGCGGGCUCAUCGAACAAGAUAGGGUACCCAGCAUGAUUCUGUGGGGCAGUGCAGGGACAGGCAAGACAACUAUUGCUCGAGUCAUUUCCUCAUUGGUAGGCAGUCGCUUUGUGGAAAUCAACAGCACAAGCAGCGGCGUCGCAGAGUGCAAGAAGAUAUUCGCUGAGGCUCGUAGUGAGCUUGGCCUGACUGGUCGGAAAACAAUCAUUUUCUGUGAUGAGAUUCACCGUUUCUCCAAAUCACAGCAGGAUGUUUUUCUGGGUCCUGUUGAGAGUGGCCAGGUCACCCUAAUUGGAGCAACAACGGAGAAUCCUUCGUUCAAGGUCCAGAAUGCCCUUCUCUCACGGUGCCGAACAUUCACUCUCGCGAAGCUCACUGACGAAGAUAUCACCUCCAUUCUCCAUCGUGCCCUCCGCGUGGAAGGUCCAAGUUAUUCACCCUCGAACCUGGUUGAUGAAGAACUGAUCCAAUAUCUGGCCAAAUUUGCCGAUGGAGACGCUCGCACAUCGCUCAAUCUGCUGGAACUUGCCAUGGAUCUCUCCAAACGGCCAGGCAUGGAUAAGGAAACCCUGAAGAAGUCUCUCACCAAAACCCUUGUGUAUGACCGCGCUGGAGAUCAGCACUAUGACACCAUAUCCGCCUUUCACAAGUCCAUCCGAGGCAGUGAUCCAGACGCCGCGCUGUAUUACCUCGCUCGCAUGAUCCAGUCGGGAGAAGACCCCCUUUACAUCGCUCGGCGGUUGAUUGUUGUUGCUUCAGAGGACAUUGGCCUUGCGGAUAAUACCAUGUUAACACUGGCCACCUCGACCCAUGCUGCUGUUGAAAAGAUCGGUCUUCCAGAAGCGAGGAUCAACCUGGCGCAUGCUACCGUGGCGAUGGCACUGUCAAAGAAGAGCACUCGCGCGUAUCGUGGCUUGAACAAUGUCUUUGCUGCCUUGAACGAACCUGGAAUCGCUGGCCUACCUGUUCCUGUUCAUCUGAGAAACGCUCCUACCAAACUCAUGAAGGAGAUGGGUUAUGGUGCCGAGUACAAGUACAAUCCAAACUAUGUUGACGGCAAAGUGCGGCAGGAGUAUCUGCCAGAGCAGCUGCUGGGUCGAACCUUCCUAGAAGACUUGGACUUGGGCACUCAGAGAGAUCGUGAUUUGAACACUUUCCAAAGAGGCUAA
This is a messenger RNA of Penicillium nucicola, 1605 nucleotides long. Its product is annotated as ssDNA-dependent ATPase MGS1. Gene Ontology annotation, molecular function: ATP binding; enzyme activator activity; single-stranded DNA helicase activity. The transcript has a single exon. Lineage: Eukaryota; Fungi; Ascomycota; Eurotiomycetes; Eurotiales; Aspergillaceae. Gene Ontology annotation, biological process: regulation of DNA repair; DNA repair; DNA-templated DNA replication. Gene Ontology annotation, cellular component: nucleus. The record is from RefSeq and is a predicted model, not a curated record. The coding region runs from base 1 to 1605 and encodes 534 amino acids.